AUGAAGGUUCUUCGCCGAAGUCUAAAGACCGAUCGCGAAAAGCCAAGUAUUUCAGUCACACCAAAAUCUGCAAUCGCUAUCAUACCGCCCAAAAAGGUUAUUCGAGCACUAUACGAUUAUGAAGCGCAGUCAAGAGAAGAACUUUCCUUUCAGAAAGGCGAUUUUUUUCACGUCAUCGGAAGGGAAAAUGAUAGUAAUUGGUACGAAGCUUGCAAUCCCGCCGUUCCAGAUGCUCGUGGCCUAGUUCCAGUGGCCUACUUCCAAUCUCUGGGCAAAACAGAGAGAGACAGCACACAAUCCGACAAAUCUUCUCCGCCUGUAAGGCAACCCGAUCACGACUCUGGGUACUCUGAUCAUCUUGGUGCCUCCAUAAACCCAUCCGAAAUUUCUCGUACCUCAAAUUCUAUGGGCAAAGUCUCUGGAGCUAUGGUGUACGGAAUAGUAAUGUAUGAUUUUGUAUCAGAGCGGCCAGAUGAGCUAGACGCAAAGGCCGGUGAAGCAAUUAUAGUAAUAGCUCAAUCUAAUCCCGAGUGGUUCGUAGCAAAACCUAUUGGAAGACUCGGUGGGCCGGGAUUAAUUCCUGUAUCAUUUAUUGAGAUACGAGAUAUGGUAACGGGUCAAGUCGUUCCAGAUGCCCUGGAGGCCGUCCAAAAAGCACGCGUGCCAAAGGUUGAAGAAUGGAAAAGAAUGGCAGCCGAUUACAAGAAUAGUAGCAUCUCCUUGGGAAAAUUUGAAGUGAAUACUAUGGCAUCGCAACAAAAACAACAGAUGGAGCAAGGCAUCGAAAACAUGAGCCUUCAAUCACGUAAAUCUCAUGGAAUAGAGCCAAACAAACAGAUACAAACAAACAACCAAGCCUAUAAGGACUCCUACGCCUCGAGACCGGCGUCUUCAAUUCCAGCUGCAAUCAGCGCAAGGAUUCCGCGAUAUUGCUUUGCAGAGGACAAAUACUGGUUCGUUGUUGAAGUUAAGUUGGAGGAUGGAAAGUACUGGGAACUAUCACGUUACUAUGAAGAUUUUUAUGAUUUCCAAAUCCAACUCUUAAGCGAAUUUCCCGUAGAAGCAGGAAAUACUGGUCAACAAACUAGAACCUUGCCCUACAUGCCUGGCCCGGUAAGUUAUGUUACAGAUGCCAUAACGGAAGGUAGACAAAUCAACUUAAACGCAUAUGUCAAAACUCUUCUAGCACAACCUGCGUACAUUUCGAGGUGUCAGCUAGUCCGAGAAUUUUUCGUACCACGGGAGGGGGAUUACGAGAUUGAUCCCGAAACAGCAAACGAAGAAUAUAGAUUAUCUGCCGGAUCUCAACCUUCCUCAAGCGAAUCUGCCGCUGAUAGUGCGUCCCGAUUAUCAUGCAGAGAAAACAUGAAUAGUGGCACAUACUCAUACUCGUCGUUGGGCCCACCACAUAAUUCUGGACCUAUGGCUGAAACUCUGUCUGCCAUACCCGACCCACAACAAACAAUGAAAGUGAAGAUAUAUUUUAGAGAUGAUUUGAUUGCAAUUCGUGUGCCACGAGAAAUUCUAUUUGAUCAACUUUCUGACAAAAUCCGCGAACGUCUUAAAAUUCCACCGAGCGAAGGAGUUACUUUGUCUUAUAAGGACGAGGGUAGUGGACAAAGACCUUUAUUAAUGAAUAAUGACGACCUAGACUUGGCACUGCGGAGGAAUGAUAAAUUUAUUGUCUAUGUAGAGUAA
This is a messenger RNA of Blumeria graminis f. sp. triticale, 1698 nucleotides long. NCBI's taxonomy places the organism in Eukaryota, Fungi, Ascomycota, Leotiomycetes, Helotiales, Erysiphaceae. The record is from the annotation of a GenBank genome assembly.